This is a messenger RNA of Cynoglossus semilaevis (tongue sole), 2543 nucleotides long. RefSeq names its product multidrug and toxin extrusion protein 1-like. The coding region runs from base 629 to 2275 and encodes 548 amino acids. The record is from RefSeq and is a predicted model, not a curated record. Gene Ontology annotation, cellular component: membrane. Gene Ontology annotation, molecular function: xenobiotic transmembrane transporter activity; antiporter activity. Lineage: Eukaryota; Metazoa; Chordata; Actinopteri; Pleuronectiformes; Cynoglossidae. The transcript has 17 exons. Gene Ontology annotation, biological process: xenobiotic detoxification by transmembrane export across the plasma membrane.
GGUCCGUACACUCCUCACUGCACUGAAUGGCAUUAACCGCAUUGUCCAGCUUGUUCCUUGGAGUCUUGUCUUUGGGAUAAACCAGUUCUUGUCUUAGGGUGUUACCAGGUUUGAAAUGUACGGGGAUCUGGUGUUGGUUAAAAAUCCUCCAAAACAUUUCCGAAACUCCUAAAAUGUAUGGAAUGACGACAUCCCCCUCCUCCUGUUCCCCCCCUCUUUGUGGGAGUCACUUCACUUUCACUGUCACUUCACGGGUAAAAGAUCGAAAUGCCGUAUUAUUUGCUAGGUUGUUCACCUGUUAUCUCGGACUCCGUGACAUACUGUAAAACUUCAGGCAUCUACAUACGGGCUCCGGAAACUAUCACUGCAGCACAACGGGAAAUCAAUUAAUGCAUGAUAACGACAAUAUGUUCGUUAUCUUUUACAAUUAUACACACAACACACCUCGGAUGACACACAAACACAUGAAGGAGGAGCCACUAAGAGUAAACUCAGUUGGCAGAUGCCAAAGUGUCUGAUUAGACAGAACCUUCCAUAAGGAACGCGUCGCUGAAGAAGAACACAACACAUGAGAAGAUAAAGAAGAAGAAGAAGAAAAACAACAAUAAGAAGUAAGAAGUUCCUCACUAUGAUCAGUCGGGGUCAAACUCCACUUAUUUCUCCUUCUUCUAUCACGAGCGGUUCUUUGAUGCGAUGGUUCCGUGGUUUGGUUCCUGUCGGAUACACGACUGAAGUUAAAGAAGUAUGGAAACUGGCCACACCAGCAUUGUUUACCCACAUGAUGCUAUUGCUGAUGGGUUUCGUCAGCACGGUUUUCUGUGGACACCUGGGGAAAGUCCAGCUCGCCGCAGUGUCUCUGGCCACAGGAAUUGUUAAUACGAUGGGAGUAUCUGUGGGCAUUGGGAUGGCAUCAGCGUGUGACACCCUGUUUUCCCAGACCUUCGGCGGAGGGAACCUCCUGAGGGUGGGGGUGAUUCUGCAGCGAGCCGUCCUCAUCCUGCUGCUCACCUGUUUCCCCUGCUGGGCCGUGGUCAUCAACACUGAACCCAUUCUGCUCCUGUUCCAUCAGGAACCAGAGGUGGCCCGGUUGUCUCACGAGUAUGUGAAGAUUUUUAUGCCAGCACUUCCUGCUACUUUUAUGCAUACUUUAUUAAUUAAGUACCUGCAAAACCAGGGCAUCGUCUGGCCACCGGUCAUCAAUGGCUUGCUGGUCAAUCUCCUCAACGCCCUCCUAAACUACAUUUUCCUCUUUGUCUUCCAUCUAGGAGUGGCUGGUUCUGCUGCUGCCAACUUGAUUUCUGAGAUCUCCAUGCCUGGAAUUCUCUACACUUACAUCAGAUGGAAAGGUCUCCAUAAGGCCACCUGGGGAGGUUGGUCCAAAGAGUGUCUGGAGGACUGGGGCUCGUUUGCCAAGCUGGCCAUUCCCGGUCUUGUAAUGAUGUGUGUGGAGUGGUGGACCUAUGAGCUUGGAGGAUUCCUGGCAGGUCUCAUCAGUGAAGUUGAACUUGGAGCUCAAGCAACGGUGUACCAGCUAUCUACCUUUGCUUUCAUGUUCCCCAUCGGUUUUGCAACAGCCGGCAACGUGAGAGUUGGCUAUUUCUUGGGAGCCGGAGAGAAGGAUCAUGCCAAACGGUCGGCCAAAAUGGUCAUCUUCUUUGCAGGCCUGGUAUCUCUGCUCUUAUCUGUUCUCUUUGGGAGCCUGAAGGAUCACAUCGCCUAUGUUUUCACUAAUGACCAACAGAUCAGACAGAGAGUGGCUGAAGUCAUCCCUGUCUAUGCUUCACUAAUGGUCUUCGAUGCCGUCAGUGCUGCUUCAUCUGGUGUCAUACGUGGAGCUGGUAAACAGAAAAUCGGUGCUGUAUGUAACAUUCUAGGAUAUUACGGUGUUGGUUUACCCGUUGGUCUUCCUCUGAUGUUUUCAGCCAAGUUAGGGAUCAAAGGUUUGUGGGUCGGCCUGCUCACCUGUGUGUUUCUGCAGUCCUCUGUUCUGGUUCUGUUCCUGGUCAGGAUGGACUGGGGUACAGCUAUGAUGGAGGCUAAAUGCAGAGCAGGACUCUACCCCAGCCACACAGUCACCAGCCUAUGUGUAGAAGAUAGUGCUAACUCACCAAAACAGUUGGACACGGUGGAGCUGAUGGAUGUUGUGCUGCAAUCCAGCAUAAAGAGGCAAAAGAAGCAGCAGGAGCAGGAGCAGCAGAGCAGCAGGAGCAGCAGCAGCAGGAGCAGCAGCAGCAGCAGGAGCAGGAGCAGCAGCAGCAACCUCUCAGAACACUGAUCUUGAGACGAGGCAUGGUUCUGGUCGUCAUGGUCCUCAUCCUGGCUUUUGGAAUCACCAUAAAUGUUGUGGUCACUCACUCUGUCACAUGAUCAUCAUGAUCAAGUGGAGCAGAGGUUUGGGCAAUGUGAUGCUGAGUGAGGUGCAGGACCUGAGAGCAGGACAGGAGAGACGAAGACAAAGACAGAAAAAGCACAGCUGGGUUGUUUGAAAAGGCCAAAGGUCACAUCGACAGGUGUAUUUGUCAGAAUAAAAGCACAGGUUGUUA